AUGAUUAAUGAGGAAGAGGAGGAUGACGAGUUUUUAAUAAACAAUACACAAUUUAAACCACCAGAUAGAUCAACUUCAGCGCCACCAUCCUUAACAAGAUUGAAUAGUAAUUCAUUAUUUUCAUUUAGAGCAAAUGAAUUUAUCAAUGAUAUUAGAGCAGAUGAACAAUACUAUGAGUUUUAUAUCAAUCAUGUUAACCAAGAUAAAUUACCGCCACCAUUAGAAAUUCAACAAUCUUUUUAUAAUGCACCUGAACCUGAAUCUGAUUUCUCUGGUACUUCAAGAAAUGCUUUCUUCCAAGAGUAUUUCAAACAACCAGUAUUGAAUAUUCCACAACCACAACAAUUUUAUCAAAAACCUCCAAUCCCACAAACACAACAAACACAACAACCACAACAAUAUUAUCAACCAAUACCACAACAACCGCAAAUUCAACAACCAAUUCCACAUAAACCACCACAACAACAACAGCAACAACAAACACCACAACCACCAUAUCUACAAAGACAACCAUCUUUUGGUAAUGCACCAAUUGGUUAUCCAUUACCACAACAGCAACAACAGGCCUAUCAACAACAGCAACAACAAUUACUUCAACAACAGCAACAACUAUUACAACAACAACAACAGCAACAACAACUACAGCAACAGCAAUUAUUACAGCAACAAUUACAACAACGUCAAUUAUUACAACAACAGCAACAACGUCAACAACAGCAACAACAACAAUAUUUACAACAGCAACAACAAUUUAAUAAUAGUAAUAAUAAUAAUAAUAGCAGCCAUCAUCAUCAUCAACAACAACAACAACAACAGCAACAACAACAAAAUGGUAACAAUGAUUUAUGGGCUGUUCAAAGUGAAUUAUAUUCAUUGAAAAUGAAUGAUGGAAAACCAGAUGACUAUAUCGUAAAAUCAUCAUUUGAUGUUGCUUUCUCAACUGUUAAUCAAUUUUUCGAUGAACCACGUAGUAACAGUAACAGUCUUCCAAGAAGCACAUCAAACUCUUCAUUGAAUCAAAUUUUUGAGCCACAACUUAGAAAUAGUAAUAUUAAUAGUAACAACAACAACAACAACAGCAAUAAUAAUAAUAAUAAACAACCACCACAACCCCCACAAUCAAAUGGCGUUAGCGGUAAUGGCGCUAUAGUUAGACCAAUUGCAAAAGUUGGUAAUAAUCUUUUACAUUCACCAAUUGAUUUAAAUCAAUUUUCAAACUUUAAUGGAAAUAUGAACGGUACUACAUCAAAUAAUAAUAAUAAUAAUAAUAAUAAUAAUAAUAAUAAUAAUAAUAAUAAUAAUAAUAGUAAUAAUAAUAGUAAUAAUAAUGGCAAUGGUAACAGCAACAGCAAUAGCAGUAAUAAUAAUAAUACAGUACAUCCAGCUAGAACACCAACCCCACCACAAUCUAGUGGCAAUUCAACAUCACCAUCACAACAUUGUAGAUAUUUCACCCAAGGUUAUUGUAGUAAAGGAAGUAAAUGUAACUUUGUACAUGACAGUGAAACUUCCUCUGAAAAGGUCGAAGAAAAACAACAAAAUGUAUCACCAAUUACAUCCACAAAUAAUAAUAAUAAUAAUAGUAGCAGUAGUAAUAAUAACACCAAUACUAAUAAUAACCACAACAAUAGUAAUAAUAAUAAUAAUAAUAGCGUAAAUAAUAGUAAUAGUAAUAGUAAUAGUAGUAAUAAUAAUAAUAACAAUAAUAAUAAUAAUAACAAUAAUAAUAAUAAUAGUAAUAAUAAUAAUAGUAAUAAUAGUAAUAGUAAUAAUAAUAAUAAACAAAAUAAUAGAAAUAAUAAUAACAAUAAUAAUAACAGUAAUAAUAAUAACAAUAAUAGCAAUAAUAAUAGUACAAAUAGUAAUAAUACACAAAAUAAUAAUAAUAAUACACAAUCAAGAAAAAGUUUACCAGUUGAACUUCAACCAAGUAAUAUUAUGCAAUUAACAAAAGUUCAACCACAUAGUAAACAACAACAAGGUGGUAGAGGUAGAAAUAAUCCAAUGAUGCAAAAUCAACAACAAAUGGCACAACUUUCUAUUACUAGCCCACCAAUUACAGAUCCAAUCACAAGUGAUAUAAGUAAAAAGAUUGAUUUGAUUGCAAACAAGACCUAUACAUCUAUUGAUCAAGUAAUGGGAUCCAUUUAUCCAUUGUGUCGUGAUCAACAUGGUUGUCGUUUCCUUCAAAAGAAAUUGGAGGAGAGUGACCUUCAAUUGACAGAGAUUAUCUUUAAGGAAGUUUGUGAUUAUAUGUUGGAGUUGAUGACCGAUCCAUUUGGUAACUAUUUAUGUCAAAAACUUUUAGAGCAUUGCAAUGAUCGACAACGUCUUACUAUCAUUGAAAAGGUUGGUACUGACAUUGUUCGUAUCAGUAUGAAUAUGCAUGGUACACGUGCCGUUCAAAAGAUGAUUGAAUACCUCACCACACCUGAACAGAUUCAAUUGAUUAAGCGUUCCCUCAAGGAUAGUGUCGUACCUUUGAUUCAAGAUCUCAAUGGUAAUCAUGUCAUUCAAAAAUGUUUAAAUAAAUUAUCACCACAAGAUAAUCAAUUCAUCUAUGAUGCUGUCUCUAGUGAUGGUAGUUGUAUUGCCGUUGCCACCCACAGACAUGGUUGUUGUGUCCUUCAAAGAUGUAUCGAUCAUGCUUCAGAGUCUCAAAAACUUCAAUUGAUUCAAGAGGUCAUUGCAAACUCUUUGGUUUUGGUUCAAGAUCCAUAUGGUAACUAUGUGGUACAAUAUGUUUUGGACCUCCCAUUCCAAGGCUUGGCCACCGAAAUGGCAAAACGUUUCGUUGGUCAUGUUCCAAUCUUGGCAACUCAAAAAUUCUCUUCAAAUGUUGUCGAGAAAUGUUUACAUGUUGCCGAUGCAAUCACUCGUGGUUACUUAAUUCAAGAAGUCAUAGAUUAUGAUAACCUUUUACACCUUUUACAAGAUCCUUACGCAAAUUAUGUAAUCCAAACUUCUUUAACAAUCUCUGAACCACAUCAACAUACUAAAUUGGUUGAAGCUAUUCGUCCACAUUUACCAUUAUUAAAGAAUACUCCAUAUGGCAAACGUAUUCAAAAUAAAAUUAUUAAAGAAGGAAGAGAUACUUAUAAUUUUAAUUAA
Molecule: messenger RNA, 3111 nt
Organism: Dictyostelium discoideum AX4
Lineage: Eukaryota; Evosea; Eumycetozoa; Dictyosteliales; Dictyosteliaceae
Exons: 2
Coding region: 1-3111 (1036 amino acids)
Molecular function (GO): RNA binding; metal ion binding
Source: RefSeq, a predicted model, not a curated record